Molecule: messenger RNA, 972 nt
Organism: Syngnathus typhle (broad-nosed pipefish)
Lineage: Eukaryota; Metazoa; Chordata; Actinopteri; Syngnathiformes; Syngnathidae
Gene: fam174c
Product: family with sequence similarity 174 member C
Exons: 2
Coding region: 110-571 (153 amino acids)
Cellular component (GO): extracellular region
Source: RefSeq, a predicted model, not a curated record
AUGUCGUCAUACGUAGCGUCACUUCACUUCCUGGUCGGUGUGUACAUUGACAACGCAGACUGCCGAUUCGACUUGUUUCAGCGAAGUGCUCAAAUUUACUUUCGUUUCAAUGGCGGCGCCGACGCGCUCGGCGCUUGUUCUUCCCCUAGUUCUGUUUCUUCUUCCAGUCUUCCGACGGACAUUUGUCGUUCUGGCGGCGCCGCAAACUGAUGAAGUGAGCGGACCUACUGAGGCGAGUUUGAGCAACAGCAGCAGCGCAGCAGGAAAUGCGGGAAGAGAAGGCCAUACGCUAAGCGGCUUCAACGCGGAUUCGUUGAUGGUGCAGCGAGCCUUGUACGUGCUCGUCGCCAUCACCGCCUUGGGCAUGCUUUACUUCCUUGUCAGGGCCGUGCGCGUGAAGAAGGCGCCUUCGAGGAAGACGUACAGCCUGCUGGCCCACUCGGAGGACACGUUGGCGCUGACGGCGGCGAGUGACGACGACGACGAUAACACGCUCUACGACGCUCGCAUUCUCCACAGAUCGGAGUGGGUCCCUCGUGACGCGACACGGGGUACCCACUCCGACCUUUGACCUGAGAUGAGUGGCAACCGACAUCCUCUGAAGUAAAAUCGGCCAAAAAAGACUUUGUUUUUAUUUUUGGGUGGUAUAUUUGGUUUUUGUUGUUUCUUUGAUCGAUAUUAAUUAGUUUUACUUUCACUUAGAAGUAUUUAUGUACACGUAAUGUAAUUUUUGUUUUUGGUGCUGCUGUUUGCCAAAGAAGAGGCGGAGCCAGCUGACUACCAAGCACAUUUGCUCAUCCUGGUGAUGAGCAUCAUGGGUUAAUGGAUGUUUUUUUGUUUGUUUUUUUAACUGACUGGUGAUGGGGUGACAGGCGUAUUGCUGGCGUUUGAUCGGCAGGUCUCGUCCGGACCAAAGCAUCCAAUUUCUUCUCUAAUUAGAAUUAAAAUGGCUACUUUUCUAUUAUUGAAUAA